GAAAAAAAAUAUCAAAAUCCCUCAAAUCGAGAAAAACCCGAUUCAUCCGUUUCUAACUUAAUUAUUAUCCAAACCUCAAGUUCAGUUCUUGUCACGGGUCGAUCGACAUGGUCCGUCAACUAACACUCAACUCAAAUCACCACCAGGGUGGUGGUUUUCAUACUGUCAAUGUUUUCUGUUCUCUUCCAGUGGCGUUUGCCUUAUUUGUAUCAGCAACGGUUUUAGUAGCUCUGUGUGCCAAACACACAAUAAGGCGACGGCAGCUUGCUACUGAGACACUAGGAUGUUGUCCCGAAGAUUCAAAACUCACAACUAGUUCAUCUACAAUGAUCUCACCUGGAAGAUUUUUUGCAAGUGUAAGUAACAAAGCGUUUCCUUUUAUCUACAAGAAAAGAAGUUGUAAUCAGUACGAAAUCGUUGGGGACGACGAGGGGUCACUUGGCGAUGGUGGUUUAUGGCAAAGAGGAAUAUUGAUGGGUGAGAAAUGUCAACCACCUGAUUUUUCUGGGGUUAUUUACUACGAUGUUUAUGGCCGACGGGUUUCUGAAAUACCGAGGUCACCUCGUGCUAAUCCUUUUCCGUCAAGCUUUUCAUUUCCAGUUGCAAAAGAUGGAAGCUUUUAAGUCUCUGUAUGUUUUCUUAUUAUGGGAUGUUUUAUGUACUUAUUUCAACAAUGUUUAAUUUUAGAAAAAAGUUAAAUUGGUUCUUA
Papaver somniferum (opium poppy) is the source of this 709-nucleotide messenger RNA. RefSeq lists its product as uncharacterized. The transcript has a single exon. Bases 108 to 623 code for a protein of 171 amino acids. The record is from RefSeq and is a predicted model, not a curated record. NCBI's taxonomy places the organism in Eukaryota, Viridiplantae, Streptophyta, Magnoliopsida, Ranunculales, Papaveraceae.